AUGUCGACAAACACAGUCUACCUGAUCACCGGUGCAGCUCGUGGCAUUGGACGAGGUCUCACGAAGGCAUACUUAAGCCGCCCAAAUCAUACAGUGAUUGCAGCAGUUCGGGACGUCGGAACGGCAAAGGCGAAAGAAUUGCUCGCUCUUCCUAACGCUCAGGGGAGCAAAAUCAUUCUUGUGAAGAUUGAGAGUACCUCCGAAACAGAUCCAAAGGAUGUGGCUGCAUCCCUGGGCACUGAACACGGCAUCGUCAAGAUUGACGUGAUAAUCGCCAACUCCGGGAUUGCCAAUUACUACGGUCCGAUAAUCAGCACGCCCGUUGCAGAGCUUCGAGAGCAUCUUCAAGUGAACACGAUCGGGCCUAUCAUUCUGUUUCAGGCAAUGCUGCCAUUGCUGAGAGCCUCUCCCGGGCCGAAAUUCAUCGUGGUCUCAUCCAUCAUAGGCAGUAUUGCAAGUCUGAAAGAGCUCCCUGUCCCAGCGAGCGCAUACGGAGUCUCCAAGGCUGCCGUCAAUUAUCUCGUCCGCAAAAUCCAUUUUGAACACCCAGAGGUGGUGGCGUUCCCGAUUCAUCCAGGAUUGGUCCAGACGGAUAUGGGCAAUGAGGGUGCCGUGAAGUUCGGCUUUGAAGGGGCUCCGGUGACUGUUGCUGAUAGUGUAGCCGCGAUAACUUCCAAGAUCGACUCGGCUGAUCGUGAGGUGUCGGGGACUUUCGUGUCUUAUGACGGGACGAAUCCGCCAUGGUAG
This is a messenger RNA of Exophiala bonariae, 747 nucleotides long. RefSeq lists its product as uncharacterized. The record is from RefSeq and is a predicted model, not a curated record. Gene Ontology annotation, cellular component: cytoplasm. The transcript is spliced from 4 exons. Gene Ontology annotation, molecular function: alcohol dehydrogenase (NAD+) activity. The coding region runs from base 1 to 747 and encodes 248 amino acids. Lineage: Eukaryota; Fungi; Ascomycota; Eurotiomycetes; Chaetothyriales; Herpotrichiellaceae.